Messenger RNA from Anopheles coustani, 808 nucleotides. RefSeq names its product threonylcarbamoyl-AMP synthase (gene Tcs1). Gene Ontology annotation, molecular function: nucleotidyltransferase activity; double-stranded RNA binding; tRNA binding. The coding region runs from base 3 to 767 and encodes 254 amino acids. Gene Ontology annotation, biological process: regulation of translational fidelity. Gene Ontology annotation, cellular component: cytoplasm. The transcript has a single exon. The record is from RefSeq and is a predicted model, not a curated record. Lineage: Eukaryota; Metazoa; Arthropoda; Insecta; Diptera; Culicidae.
UUAUGAAUAAGCCUGUGGAUUGCGUCAGAUCGAUCAUCAGUUACACAGGAGUGAGGCAGUGGACCGUAAAGCGGUCUAAGAGAGACUUUACAAUGAACCGCUUAUCAAGGCUUCAUCAUGAAAAAGUAAUAUCAGUUCAUGAUGGUAAUGCAGUGCGACACGCUGCUGCAUUGUUAAAAUCCGGCAACGUUAUAGCCCUUCCGACGGAUACCGUUUAUGGAUUAGCAUGUAGUGCAAACAACCCAGAAGCAAUACAAAAGCUUUACGACAUCAAAGGGCGGCAUGAGCUAAAACCCGUCGCUAUAUGUGUACCAGAAGUCGAUGAUUUACGUCGCUGGGGUGAGGCAAAUCAUCUCUGUAGUGAACUGUUACAAGAACUUUUGCCGGGCGCGGUUACCAUCGUGGUAAGAAGGUCCAACAAUUUAAAUAAUCCAUACCUUAAUCCAGGCACUUCUAAGAUUGGGAUUAGAAUACCGGAUUUUAAGUUCAUCCGUGAUGUUUCGCGGCACUUCCCCCUCCCGAUAGCGUUAACAAGUGCCAACAAGAGCGCCAGCCAGAGUACUCUGAAUGUGAAUGAGUUUAAAUGCCUCUGGCCUAGCCUUGCCGCGGUGUUUGAUGGGGGCCAACUUGGACUUUCAGAACAGCAAAGAGCGGCAUCUACCGUUAUCGAUCUAUCAGACGAAGGAUCGUACAGUAUCAUAAGAUCCGGCGUGGCAGUAAAGCACACUACAAGUACUGUUGAAAAAUAUGGGUUCUUUCCCAAAUAGUUGCAGAAGCAAUAAAGUAAAUAAAAAGAUAGAUUGUAAGC